AUGCUCUCCCGCUCGUUGCUUCCGCUCAGAGCAGUCGCGUGUGGAAACCCGGCACUCUCCAAACGAAAUUCGCACACAAUUUGGUAUCCCGAUGCAAAGUUCGAACGGCAGUUCAAGGUAUUUAUUCGUUUUUGUCCGUUUCAGAUUUGAUUGCGUUUUUUUCACAGACCGGAGGAACCCUCGGUAGACUGUGGCUAUCCGAAAGAGUUUCUGAUUUUGAUGAGCAAAUCGGAUUGGACAAGUUGGAGAAAUUGGCGUAUAGUAGCCCUGUGAUGAGCGACAAUUACAGCGGAAAGCACAGGUACACGAGAAAAAUAGAAAAUGCUCGGAGGUUGUGAUGACAUUCAGAGAAAAGAGCCUGGAAAAUAUGAUUUUAAACUUCGGCCCACAGCAUCCAGCUGCUCACGGAGUUCUCCGUCUUGUGCUCAAACUCGAGGGAGAAGUCAUCAUCAAGGCCAUCCCGCACAUUGGCUUGCUUCACAGAGCAACAGAAAAGCUCAUCGAGCACAAGACCUACACGCAGGUGGGUUCAAGUGCUCAUAAAAUAGAAGGGAAAUGGCAAUUUCAUCCUUCCAGGCACUACCCUAUUUCGAUCGCCUCGAUUACGUGUCAAUGAUGUGCAAUGAGCAGGCGUGGUCGCUUGCCGUCGAGAAACUGCUCGGAAUCGACAUUCCACCAAGAGCCAAGUACAUCAGAAGUAAGGAAUUAAUUGAAAAAGAAGCAGAAGUUAAGAAUAUUAUAGCUCUGUUUGGCGAGCUGACUCGCAUUCAGAAUCACAUCAUGGGCAUCACCACGCACGCACUCGACAUCGGAGCGAUGACCCCGUUCUUCUGGAUGUUCGAAGGUUAGAAACGGAGAAAGAAGUCCACACAGCCAGAAUUUUCAGAGCGUGAGAAGCUUUUCGAGUUCUCCGAACGUGCCUCUGGAGCAAGAAUGCACGCGAACUACGUCCGACCGGGAGGCGUUGCUUGGGAUCUUCCGAUCGGCCUCAUGGAUGACAUUUACGAUUGGGCAGUCAAGUUCCCCGCGAGAAUCGACGAGUUGGAGGACAUGCUCACUGAGAACCGUAUCUGGAAAGCCAGAACCGUUGAUAUCGGUAAAAUGGGCAGCUCCUUUUGGUAAAGAUCUCAUAAUUUUUAGGACUCGUGUCUGCCGAUGAUGCUCUAAACUGGGGCUUCAGUGGAGUGAUGGUUCGCGGAAGUGGAAUCAAGCAGGACGUGCGCAAGACGCAGCCCUACGACGCCUAUGCUGAUGUCCAGUUCGAUGUUCCGGUCGGCACGAAGGGAGACUGCUACGACCGGUACCUUUGCCGCGUGGAAGAGAUGCGACAGUCACUGAACAUUGUCAUUCAGUGCCUCAACAAAAUGCCCGCGGGCGAAAUCAAAGUGGAUGAUCACAAAGUGGUGCCGCCGAAGCGAGCGGAAAUGAAGGAGAAUAUGGAGUCGCUGAUCCAUCACUUCAAGUUCUUCACCGAAGGAUUCCAAGUUCCUCCGGGAGCAACUUAUGUGCCAAUCGAAGCGCCGAAGGGGGAGUUCGGUGUGUACUUGGUGGCCGAUGGAACGGGAAAGCCGUAUCGGUGAGUCAAUCGAAAACAUAAGUAAUGUUGUAUAAAAAAAUGGGGACAAGAAUGAUGAUGACGCAUGUUCCCAUUGUACAUAAAUAUAUUCUAUUCAAUAGUAUGCGUACACAGGGUCCCCAAGAGAAAUUGGGCGCUGAGGUUGGGGGAUCAAAUUGUUCAUUUUCAGUUGCUUCAUCCGAGCACCAGGAUUCGCUCAUCUCGCUGCCAUUCACGACGUCUGCUACAUGUCUCUAAUUGCCGAUAUUGUUGCCGUCAUCGGAACCAUGGACAUUGUUUUCGGAGAGGUCGACCGAUAA
This is a messenger RNA of Caenorhabditis sp. 36 PRJEB53466, 1875 nucleotides long. The record is from the annotation of a GenBank genome assembly. Lineage: Eukaryota; Metazoa; Nematoda; Chromadorea; Rhabditida; Rhabditidae.